Molecule: messenger RNA, 1434 nt
Organism: Drosophila biarmipes
Lineage: Eukaryota; Metazoa; Arthropoda; Insecta; Diptera; Drosophilidae
Exons: 6
Coding region: 276-1211 (311 amino acids)
Biological process (GO): arachidonate secretion; phospholipid metabolic process
Source: RefSeq, a predicted model, not a curated record
UGCGCGGCAGCGAGCGGUUUGCAUUGCCAUUGCUGUGCCGGUUGUUGAAGCCACUUACCAACUACCCAUCGCCUUAUUGCCACUGCGGCUGCGCAUGCGCCCCAUCGGAAUCGGCGGAGAAAAAUAGGCCUUCUGUUGGCUGUUUUUUGGUUUUUUUACUGUGAGUUUGGUUGGACACGUUGUCGGUGUCAUUGGGAAGCGGCUCAGUCCAGCCGGCGAUGCCUUAGUGGCAGCUCCUCCAGAUUGAAGCACACCACCACCACCACCACGCCAAGAUGCCCUAUAACCUCUGGCUGCGACGGCGCCUCCAGCUCGUGGCCUCACUCCUCUUCUGCGGCCUCCUGGGCUAUUUGACCUCGGAGGCGGUGGCCAAGCCCACGUUGUCCUUCAGUUUGCCGCAGGGCCUGCAGGGGUUCCCCUCGUUCCAGUCCUUCACCCAGCAGAUCAUCGAGCAGCGCAGCGUGCGCCAGAUGAAGACUUACAGCGGGAAGCGGGUGAGCAACGACUCCCUCAUUAUGAUAUACUAUCACGAUCUGACCAUAGCCGUAACGGAGCUGGGACCCCAGAAGCUGCUACUCGGCUGUGAGCUGAUCGAAAUCUACAACGAUAAAGAGGGCAAGAUGCUGUUGGAGGGUCUUUCUCACUAUAACCGCCCGCUGGAAAUCAAAUUCGACGAAAUGCUGAAGCUGAUGGACCAGUGCGAGCAAGUGGAUAAGCUGAGCUACGCCUCUCGGCACAAGGCCAAAUUGGAGGGCGGCGAGCGGAGCAGUGGCGGCGGAGGAAGCGACUCAUCCUCCACGGGUGGAGCCAAUGAUGGUACAGCCCUCAAGCUGGCCACCAAUAUCUUUCCGCGCAGUCCCUUCUCCCUACUGAGUGGGAUUAUUCCAGGCACAAAAUGGUGUGGCACUGGCGAUAUCGCAGAGACAUACAGCGAUCUUGGCAGCGAAAUGGCCAUGGAUAGAUGCUGUCGCCAGCAUGAUCUGUGUCCUAUUAAGAUCCGAGCCUAUCAGAACAAAUACGAACUGAUGAACGAUUCGCUGUACACAAAAUCCCACUGCAUCUGCGACGACAUGCUGUUCUCCUGCCUGAAGAUGACCAACACCUCGGCCUCGCAGCUGAUGGGCUCCAUCUACUUCAACCUGGUGCAGGUGCCCUGCCUGGACGGGCGGAGCAACCAGUACAAGUUCCGGGCGGCCAAGGAGGGAUUCUAGGCGGGGGAGCCAGAGACCACGGGGGGUACUGUACAGGAGGUGGGGAGAGAGAGGGAGUCGCCCUAUUUAUUGUUUUACAAAUGAUGACGCCCGCUUUUUAUUUUCCGAAUAUUCUGUUGGGUUUUACAGUUUACAAUUAGCGUUAACGUUAUCUAGGAUAAGUAUAAUGUAGAAUUGCAAUCUUUGUUAUACAAAUACAAAUACAAAUACGAAUAUAAAUAUA